UUUACUUUUUUUUUUAUUGUGAAUCUAAAUGUUAAAAAUCCUUUAAUUUUACUAAUAAAAGUUAUUUAUUUCAAAAAAUCUUUCGAUUAAAAAAAACAAUGUCAUUUAACAACAAUAAAGGUGAAAUACCUUUCCCAUAUGAAAUAACGCCAUUAGAUCCUGAAACUAAUACGGAUUUAUUGAAAUAUUUCCAUGGUGAACGAACUGGAUUUGUACAAGUCGGACCAGAAAAGUAUUUUUUUCCAUGGAAAUAUAAAAAUUCAGCUGAGCAUUUUUAUAAUUUUCAAGCGCGCCCUGAUGACAUAUGGAUUGCAACAUUCCCACGUUCUGGUACAACCUGGACUCAAGAACUUAUCUGGUUAAUUGCAAAUAAUUUAGAUUUUAAAACAGCGAAAACUGAGUAUUUAACUAAACGUUUUCCAUUUUUCGAAUUCUCAAAUUUUAUGCAUGAUGAAGUAAAAAAAGAACUAUUAGAAGAUAACUCUGAUAAUCCUGAAAAGCAACAAUUUAUUGAAGCAAUUUCAGAACCAGGUUAUGAAUUAUUUGCAAAAAUGACCGAAAGACGUUUUAUAAAAACACAUUUUCCAUUUUCAUUAUUACCACCAAGUGUAAUGGAACAACAAUGUAAAGUAAUAUAUAUUGCUAGGAAUCCCAAAGAUGUUGCUGUAUCUUUUUAUCAUUUAAAUCGGUUAUAUCGCACUCAAGGAUAUAUAGGUGAUUUUGAAAAAUAUUGGGAUUGCUUCGAAAAAGGUUUAAAUCCUUGGAUGCCAUAUUGGAGUCAUAUCAAAGAAGGGUGGAAACAUAGGCACCAUUCAAAUGUUUUAUUCAUGUUUUAUGAGGAUAUGGUAAAAAAUUUUCCUGAUGCCAUUAGAAGAGUUGGAAAAUUUUUAGAGAAACCAUUAAAUGAUGACCAAGUGGAACAAUUAAGAAAUUAUUUAGAUAUUAAAAACUUUAAAAAUAAUGAAGCAGUUAAUGGAAAAGAAUUGCGAGAGGUAAAGGUCUUAAAUGAUGGUGAAGCCGGGUUUGUAAGAAAUGGAAAAAGUGAUGGAUGGCAAACUGAGUAUACACCAGAAUUAAGGCAAAGGGCUGAAGAGUGGAUAAACAAAAAUUUGAAAGAAUUAGAUAUAAAGUUUCCUGAAACUUUAGUGUGAUAUUGUAAAAUAUUUAUACAUAAAUAUGUACAUACAGAUCUUAUAUUUUUAUGACAAUACAUAUUA
Condylostylus longicornis is the source of this 1217-nucleotide messenger RNA. Its product is annotated as sulfotransferase 1B1. The transcript is spliced from 4 exons. Bases 99 to 1151 code for a protein of 350 amino acids. Gene Ontology annotation, molecular function: sulfotransferase activity. Lineage: Eukaryota; Metazoa; Arthropoda; Insecta; Diptera; Dolichopodidae. The record is from RefSeq and is a predicted model, not a curated record. Gene Ontology annotation, cellular component: cytoplasm. Gene Ontology annotation, biological process: sulfation.